AUGAGGUCUAUAACUUUCUUCCUAGGUCUGACUGGCAAUGGCCUCGUCAUCUGAGUGGCCGGCUUCCACAUGCCCUGCACAGUCAACACGGUAUGGUACCUCAACUUGGCCAUGGCUGACUUUACCAUCAUCUUCUUGUUGCCUCUCCAGCUCAUCUUGCUGGCUCUGAACUACCACUGGCUCUUUGGCCAGUUGCUCUUGUCCCUAUGGCUGGACUUUGCCUCCUAUCAAGAGAAUAGAGAGGACCUACACCAGGUGGUCUUAGUUAUAGACCCCUUAAUAUCAGCUAUGGCCUUUAUCAACAGCUGCCUCAAGCUGGUUCUCUAUUUCUUCAUUGGGCAUGAUUUCUAG
Myotis myotis is the source of this 351-nucleotide messenger RNA. RefSeq names its product formyl peptide receptor-related sequence 1-like. Gene Ontology annotation, molecular function: complement receptor activity; N-formyl peptide receptor activity. The record is from RefSeq and is a predicted model, not a curated record. Lineage: Eukaryota; Metazoa; Chordata; Mammalia; Chiroptera; Vespertilionidae. The transcript is spliced from 3 exons. Gene Ontology annotation, biological process: positive regulation of cytosolic calcium ion concentration; inflammatory response; phospholipase C-activating G protein-coupled receptor signaling pathway. Gene Ontology annotation, cellular component: plasma membrane.